This is a messenger RNA of Cutaneotrichosporon oleaginosum, 1870 nucleotides long. RefSeq lists its product as uncharacterized. The record is from RefSeq and is a predicted model, not a curated record. Gene Ontology annotation, molecular function: NAD+ binding; histone deacetylase activity, NAD-dependent. Gene Ontology annotation, biological process: regulation of DNA repair; replication-born double-strand break repair via sister chromatid exchange; pericentric heterochromatin formation. NCBI's taxonomy places the organism in Eukaryota, Fungi, Basidiomycota, Tremellomycetes, Trichosporonales, Trichosporonaceae. Gene Ontology annotation, cellular component: mating-type region heterochromatin; nucleus.
GCGCCGAAUCACUCUCGUCCCAUUCAUUCCCACCACCAACUCGUUCAUCCACCACCAUCCCACCUCUGUCUCCAUCCACCCUGAUCUCCCUUCACGCGCGGGCAUGACUGUCCUAGUCCGUCUCCCGCGCGCCGGCACCAGCGCCGCCGCCGGGUCCGGGUGGGACGCCGACCCACUCCCUCCCAUCCGCUUCGCCGAGCCCUCGACUGACCCGGACGACCCCGACCUGUGUACGGUCGUGCGGCGCAUCCGCGGCGCCAAGCGCGUCGUGGUCGUAUGCGGCGCUGGCGUCAGUACGGCCGCGCAGAUCCCCGACUUCCGCUCGGCGCACGGCCUCUUCGCGCGCGGCGCGCGCAACGUCAAAGACCUGUUCCACGUCAAGAGCCUCACCUCCCCCGCCCUACUUCCAGACCACCACGCGCUUCUCUCCACUCUGAGCCGGCUCGCAGGCGAGGCGCAGCCGACAGCCUUCCACGCAUUCAUGCGCGACAUAGACCGCGAAGGGCGGCUGUUGCGCGUCUACACCCAAAACAUAGACGGGCUGGAAGAACGCGCGGGCUUGAAGACGGGGAUCCCGCCGCCGCCCCGGUCUCGGCGGCGGACGGCCGACGCCUCGCGCUCCUCGUCGCAGCCGCAUUCCCAACGACCCUCCCGCUCCCACUCGCAGUCACUACAACCCUCGCAGCCCGCGUCGGCCGCGCAGUCGCCGAGCGCGAGCGCGAGCGGCGCGUCGUCGCCCGCGACGCGCGAAAGCUCCCCCGUGCGCUGUAUUCCGCUGCACGGCCUCCUCUCCAGCCUGCACUGCACGCAGUGCGCUGCGUCGGUCCCGUCGGCCGCGCACGCGCUGCACGGCGCCCCGAUCCCGUGUCCGCGCUGCGACGAAAUGGCGACGAUCCGGAGCGCGCUCUCGGAGCGCCAGCGGCGCGUGGGCACGCUGCGCGCCUCGGUCGUGCUGUACGGCGAAGAGCACCCGCAGGGCGAGGCGAUCGGGAGCGUGAUGGAGCGCGAUCUCCGAGGCACCGGCCCGCGCGGGGAGCGCGAAGGACGCGCCGACCUCCUCGUGGUCGCGGGCACGUCGUUGUCCAUCCCCGGCGUGAAGCGCAUCGUGAAGGAGAUGGCGAAGAGCCUGGCCUCGCGCCCCGAGGCGAGUGUGCGCGACGGCCGCGAACCCCCCGUGAGAGUCGUGUACGUCAACGCCGAGCCGCCGGCCAAGCCCGCCGAGUGGGACGGCGUCUUCGACGUCUGGGUGCAUGGCGAUGUGCAGGACUUUGCCGCGCUGGUCGCGGACGCGUCGUUCGCGCCGCCCCUCCCGAAGACGCCGCGGCGGAAGAAGGCUUCCGGCCUCUCCACCCCCAAUACGGCUAGCACGACGCGUAAGAGGAAAGCAGACGACAGCGACGUCACGCCGACGAAGAAACGCCCCACCUUCCCCCCCACGCCGGCCAGCACGCCGCGCAUCGAGAGCUCGAGCUCGAGCCUGCCGCCCGCCAGCCCGUCUCUGCCCCCGUCGCCGCCGCCGAAGCCCGAGUUUCUGCGCGUCGCGAAGCGCAAGUGCGCGCAGGGCGAUCCGAAGAAGCGCGCGAAGCCAAACAUGUCGGCGGGCACCAAGCCCGCGGCGCCGUCCCCAUCGCCGUCCCCAUCCCCAUCGCCACCGCCACCGCUCUCGCUCUACGACAAGUGCCGCGCCGUGGCGCGCUUCUCCCCCCCGCCGCCGUACGACGACAUGGCGGGCUUGUACGGCAGACGGGGUGGAGCCGAGUCUUGUGCCGUGCCUAGAUGAUCGGCGACAAUGUGCCUCUGCCCUCGCCGUGCGUAGCUUUAUAGUCUCGAGACUGCUGUAUGUAUCGUGCACAUGCAUGUGUAACAAAAG